AUUGCGUCGCUUUGGGGAGAAAGAGGACGCGCGAGUCUGGCUUUGUUUGUGCAUGAAGGCAAAUCACCUCUGCAAAGAGAUGUGGACAGAAAUAGGGAAGCUAAUGCUUUUACAUUUGUUGCUAAUGGAGCUUCGCUCGUCGGAAGGCACUGAGACAGACUGUGAGACUGGCCAGUUUCAAUGUGGAAACGGAAGGUGUAUACCUACUAUAUGGAGGUGUGACGAUGACGACGACUGUUCGGACAAUAGCGAUGAAGAAAAUUGUCCAAAGAAGACGUGUGCCACGACGGACUUUGCCUGUAAGAACGGGCAGUGUGUCCCGGCCCGAUGGCGGUGUGACGGGGAGCCUGAGUGCCCAGACGGCUCCGACGAGGCCGACUCCACCUGCAGUCGGCAGACGUGCCCACCAGAGAAGUUCGACUGCGGAGGCUCCGCCCAUAAGUGUGUCUCGUUGUCAUGGCGAUGCGACGGGGAGAAGGACUGCGAAAACGGGGCAGACGAGGAGGAGUGCGCUGCAGACGGCAAGGCCUGCCCCGGCGACGAGUUCCAGUGCCGCAACAGGAAGUGCCUGGCGCCGGUCUUCCUGUGCGACGGCGACGACGACUGCGGGGACGCCAGCGACGAGGAGCGCUGCUCGCCGCCCACCUGCGGCCCGCACGAGUUCCGCUGCAACGGCUCCGAGUGCGUGCCGCUGGUGUGGAGCUGCGACGGCGACCCCGACUGCCCCGACGGCUCGGACGAGGCGGCCGAGCGCUGCGGCCGCCGGCCCGCCGCCCCGCCCCCGAGGCCGCGCUGCGCCGGGGUCGAGUUCCAGUGCGCCAGCGGCGAGUGCAUCCGCCUGCACUGGAAGUGCGACGGCGACGCAGACUGCAAGGACAAGUCCGACGAGGCCAACUGCCCCCUGGUGACGUGCCGGCCGGAUGAGUUCCAGUGUGGAGACGGCUCCUGUAUCCAUGGCAGCAAACAGUGCAACAAGGUGCAUGAUUGUCCGGACAAUAGCGACGAAGCCGGCUGCGUCAAUGCGACCCGGUGCGAGGCGCCCCUGCGCUUCCUGUGCAAGAACGGCGAGUGCAUCGAGGGCAGCAAGGUCUGCGACGCCCACAAGGACUGCAAGGACUGGUCCGACGAGCCCGCCAAGGAGUGCGGCCUGAACGAGUGUGCGAUCAACAAUGGCGGCUGCUCCCACAUUUGCACGGACCGGCCAAUCGGCUACCAGUGUGAGUGUCCUGCUGGGUACAAGCUGCUGGACAAGAAGACAUGUGGAGACAUAGAUGAGUGUGAAGAUCCAGACGCCUGCAGUCAAAUCUGCAUUAACUACAAAGGUGACUACAAGUGCGAGUGUUACGAGGGCUACGAGAUGGACCCGGUGACCAAGACCUGCAAGGCGGAGGGGAAAAGCCCCUACCUGAUGUUCACCAACCGGCACGAGAUCCGCCGUAUUGACCCAGUGAAGAGGGACUACACGCUCGUGGUCCCCACCCUGAAGCACGCCGUAGCUCUGGACGUGGAUGUUAAUGCCAACAAGAUCUACUGGACCGACAUCUUCCACCGCAAGAUCUACAGUGCUUACAUUAACAAGGCCAGCGACUCCUCCCAGCACGUCUCCCUGACAGACUCCAUCCUGCAGUCCCCAGAGGGCCUGGCCCUGGACUGGGUGCAUAAGAACCUGUACUGGACCGACCCCAGAUCCCAGACCAUUACCGUCACCUCUGCCGAUGGCAAGAGGAGCCGAGUUCUGGUCAGCGCGGACCUGAGCGAGCCCCGCGCCAUUGCUGUGGACCCCAAGCAAGGGUUCAUGUACUGGUCAGACUGGGGUCUGCAGGCCAAGAUCGAGAAGGCGGGGAUGAACGGGGUGGACCGGCAGGUCCUGGUGUCAGACGGCAUCAAGUGGCCCAAUGGGAUCGCUCUGGAUUUACCUAACAGGCGGUUGUACUGGGCUGACUCCAAGCUCCACCUCAUCUCCAGCAUCGACUUCAGCGGGGCCAACAGGAAGGUGCUCCUCUCCUCCGCAGACCAGCUCGGCCACCCCUUCGCUCUCGCCGUGUUUGAGGAUCGGCUGUACUGGACGGACCUGGAGAAGGAGGCCAUCUUCAGCGCUAACCGGCUCACCGGACAGGACAUCACGGCGUUGGCUGAGCACCUGAACAACCCGCAUGACAUUGUGGUGUUCCACGAGCUUCGACAGCCCAAAGCUCCAGACAGCUGUAACAUGGGAGGUGUGUCCAACGGGGGCUGUGAGUACCUGUGUCUGAAAGCGCCUCAGAUCACAGACCACUCCCCUAAGUACACCUGCGCCUGCCCCGACGGUGCUGAGCUGGGCCCCGACAUGCGCCGGUGCAUCACAGUUAAGCCCAGGACAGGGAAGACGGCGCCGGUCCCCAGCACCACUGUCAGCACAGCUGUCACUAAAGUAACAGGCAUGGUUCCGCCCAGCACCCCUCCCCGAGAACUCCCCGGCCCCUCCGUCAUGUCCGGCCAGGACACAGGCAGCUCACAGGCCCCUUCAGGCCCCCGCCCUGGUUCUGGAGUCCCACCCCCUUCACCCAGCACAGAACUGCCCAAAAUCCUGAGGGAAAAUGGCAGCCCAUCCCACAGGGCUGGGCACUAUCUCCUGGGCAGCAACGUGACGGUGGCAGUCCUGGGCAUCGUCAUCCCUAUAGUUCCUAUCAUUGCCACAGUGAUCGGGGGCCUGCUCUGCACCGCCGGCUACCUCGUCUGGCGCAACUGGCGGCGGAAGAACACCAAGAGCAUGAACUUCGACAACCCCGUGUACCGCAAGACCACUGGCGAGGGCGAGGACGAGAUCCACAUCGGGCGGGCCGAGCCCAUCGGUCACCCCUACCCCGCCGUGGGCGCCGGCGCCUGCCAGCCCUUCAUCGCCCUGCCUCUAGGGGGCAGUGUCCCAGACCCGGGGGCCCACUGGUACGCCGGGCAGCCGAUGCUCACCGGGACCAAGUGA
Messenger RNA from Megalops cyprinoides (Indo-Pacific tarpon), 2959 nucleotides. Its product is annotated as low-density lipoprotein receptor-related protein 8-like. Lineage: Eukaryota; Metazoa; Chordata; Actinopteri; Elopiformes; Megalopidae. Gene Ontology annotation, molecular function: calcium ion binding; protein binding. The coding region runs from base 53 to 2959 and encodes 968 amino acids. The record is from RefSeq and is a predicted model, not a curated record. The transcript has 18 exons.